Messenger RNA from Biomphalaria glabrata, 4744 nucleotides. Its product is annotated as scavenger receptor cysteine-rich domain superfamily protein-like. NCBI's taxonomy places the organism in Eukaryota, Metazoa, Mollusca, Gastropoda, Planorbidae. Gene Ontology annotation, cellular component: membrane. The transcript has 33 exons. Bases 20 to 4630 code for a protein of 1536 amino acids. The record is from RefSeq and is a predicted model, not a curated record.
UUCAUGUGGAAUAGAAAACAUGUCCUCUUAUUUACUUGUACUGCUUUGGUUUCAUUUACGUAGAGUGGAGUCACUAACAUGUUUACAGUGUACUUCGUACCAGCCUUAUUGUAACAAUUCUGUUACAUGUGGAGAAAAUGAGGUGUGCUACACCCAUACCACUAAUGUCAACUCUCGAAUACAAUAUGACAUGGGCUGCGCCAAACAAGAUUUUUGUCAGCAUUACAAUAACGACAACGACAUGAUCGUUGGAAAGAGAGACACGGAAACGGAAGCAAGGGACAAGAGAGACAGCCUGUGCCUCAAGUGCUGCUCUCAGAAUGUUUGCAAUGGAGAGAUUUGUUCUGAAACAACCAACACUGACCUACAAAUACGACUGAGAGAUGGACAAAACAGACACGAGGGAACUGUGGAGGUGUUUCACAACAACAGAUGGGGAUUUGUCUGCGACGAUACCUGGUCCCAAAGUGAAGCCGAAGUGGUCUGCCACAUGUUGGGUUAUCGAAGAUCUGGCGCCAGAGCGGUGACAAACAAUGGAUUUCACUCGAACCACUUUUACGACUAUCUACUUGACCAAGUCUUCUGUCCGGCAAAUGUGUCGACCUUAAACGACUGUUUCCAUAAUGCCUGGGGUCAACAUGACUGUGUACCUGGGGAGGAGGCGGGUGUCAUUUGUGCUUCCGGUGAAACAGACACAAUACAGUUACGUCUGAGAAAUGGUUCCAACAUCUACGAAGGUCUGUUGGAAGUGUUCUACAACGACACUUGGGGGUCAGUCUGCGAUGACUCCUGGUCAGAUCAGGACGCGCAAGUCGCUUGCUACAUGCUAGGAUACAAGAAGUCAGGAGCUAAAGCAGUUGGUGGUGGAUAUUUUCCCUCUGGUCAUUCAUUGCCAUUUAUGCUGGACGAUGUCAUGUGUUUGGGCAACGAAACUAGUUUGGCUGAUUGCUCACACAGAAACUGGAAAGAACACAACUGCCGCCCAAUGGAAGAGGCUGGAGUUAUUUGCAAUCCAGAUCCAGAAUUACCAGUUCGUCUUCGAAAUGGCAAAACAAUUUCUGAAGGCACUGUAGAAGUCUACUAUAACAAUACAUGGGGUCCAAUCUGUGGUCAGAGUUGGUCAAAUCAAAAUGCAGAAGUAGUUUGCUAUAUGUUGGGUUACCCAAGACUGACUGCUAUAGGAUAUACGAACACUACAUCCAACCAGACAUUAUCUUUCCUGCUUCAUGAAGUGAAUUGUUCAGGCUCAGAGUCAAGUGUACUUGAGUGUGGACACAGAGCUGUUGAACAGGACCUAUGUCUUGAUGGGAAAGUGGCAGGAGUUACUUGUAGUCCAGAGAAUAGAAAUGUACCCAUACGCUUAAGUGGUGGUGGCCAUGAAAAUGAAGGGGCUGUAGAAAUCAACUAUAAUGGAAUUUGGGGUAAAGUCUGUGAUGAUGGUUGGUCAAAUGAAGAUGCUCAAGUUGUCUGCCAUAUGUUAGGUUAUCAAGCGCACGGAUCAACUGCUGUCCAUGGGUCAAGAUUUGCAUCCAGCCCUAAUGUGCCUUUUAUUCUAGAUGAUGUUCGGUGUUCUGGUAAUGAACAGAAUCUACUCGAAUGCUACCACACACCAUGGGGACAACAUAACUGUGGUGAUGGUGAAGUAGCUGGAGUCAUUUGUCUACCUGUGCUAAUGGAAACAGGAAACAACUCAUUUGUACGCCUUGUCAAUGGACGCAAUAAGUAUGAAGGUCUUGUAGAAAUCUACCAUGAUCAAAGGUGGGGAACUGUUUGUGAUGCAGGCUGGAAUGACAGAAAUGCAAAAGUCAUUUGCCACAUGUUAGGAUUUUCAAGGUUUAGUGCUCAAGGUCUAAGAGGCUCUAGCCAUAUGUUUCCAUUGAUCCAGUCAUCUCCCUUCUGGCUUGAUCUUGUGGCAUGUGUGGGUAAUGAGACAAGUUUAAAUGAUUGUGGCCAUUCAGACUGGGUUGCAUCCCAUUGCCAACCAUCUCAACAAGCUGGUGUUAUUUGUAUGCCAGAGCUUUCCAAUAUAAGUGUUCGUCUGAUUAAUGGUACACAUACAUAUGAGGGAUCCGUGCAAGUUUUAUACAAUGGCACCUGGGGACUUAUCUGUGAUAAUGGCUGGUCGGAUGCUGAGGCCCAGGUAGUUUGUAGCAUGCUUGGAUAUGACAGAUCUGAAGCCAAAGCUAUAAAGCCAACAAGAUUUUUUUCUCACAUGCCUUAUUUUAUAGAUAAUAUAAAAUGUCAAGGCAAUGAAUCAAAUCUAUUAGGGUGUGACAUAUACGAAUUGGGAAAAGCCGUCUGUCCUGUAGGAGUACAGGCUGCAGUGAACUGUCGUGCUGGUAAGGUUUUAGUACGUUUGACUAAUGGCAAUAGCAGCCAUAGUGGCACCGUUGAAGUUUUCUACAAUGGCAGAUGGGGAACAAUCUGUGAUGACUACUGGACUGAUGCUGAUGCUCAGGUGGUUUGUCAUAUGAUAGGAUAUCAAAGAUAUGGUGCUAAAGCAGUCCGAUCUCCAGGGUUCCCCUAUGAUCCAAGUCAGAGUGUUUUAUUGGAUUAUGUGACAUGUCGUGGCAAUGAAACAAGUAUCCUAGAGUGCUCACAUCAGCCAUGGGGACCAGAUAACUGUCGUGCUAAUAAAAUUGCAGGCGUCAUUUGCAGUAUAGAAGAAAACAAAGAUGAUGUGCUCCUCCUGCUAGAUGCACAGUCAAAGUCUAUCUACAAAAUGUACCUCAGCACUCAAACAUACAUCACCCUUCCUUUGCCACUUUUAUACAUUCCUGGGAGUUUUGACUUUGAUCCUGGCUCUGACAGACUGUUUGUUUAUGAAAAGAGAUACAAUCAUAUACUGAACAUGAAAUCUGAUGGGACUGAUAUACGCAUUGUUAAACAACUAGAGCUAAAUACAGAAGUGUACAAUAUAAAAGCAGAUGUAGUCCACGGCAAGGUGUUCUACAGUGACACUGGUCUUGGAGUUAUUGCAUCAAUAAAUACUGAUGGGUCCAAUCACUUUUAUGUGGCGUCUAAUAUUUUAAGUCCUAGGAGCAUCGUUCUGGACCCAAGAUAUCAAAUUCUCUGCUGGACUGGCUGGGGAUUUCAUCCAGAGAUUGCAUGUUCCAGCUAUGAUGGAGCAAACAAAAGAACAUUAGUGGAUACAAACCUGAAAUCUCCCAAUUCUCUUGCUAUUGAUUAUAAUGAGAAUAGACUGUAUUUUGUUGAUAGUGGCAUGAAAACUAUUGAGUCAGUAGAUUUCCGAGGUAACAAUAGAAGAAUAAUCCUACAAGACAUGGAAUACCACUACCGUUCACUUGAUGUCUUUAAUGAUAUUAUAUUUUUUACAACUUGGGAGACUAAAACUGUGAUGCAAAUAAAAAAAGAUGGUUCUCAACAGACUGCAAUAGGCCCUUCCUUUUAUAAUAAGUUGUCGGAAAUCAAAGUUUACAGAUAUGGCAAAGAUUAUAUAGGUAACACCAUUAGUUUACCCUUAGAGUCAUACACUAAUAGAGCUUUUGUUCGGAUGUAUGCAACAAAAAACUUUUACAAUGGUGAAUUAGAAGUCUUUGACAAUGGUACCUGGGGAAGAGUCUGUAUCUGGAAUAAUCCUGAUGCCAAAGUAGCUUGUCACAUGUUGGGAUUUGACAGGAAUGUGGCAAUCAAAAUGAACCCCAAUGAGAAGUCAAGCAGCUAUGGAUGGAUCUCUACCAACUGUUCUGGCUCUGAAAGUCACAUCUCAGAUUGUGAAUUGCCUUCAAAUAACUGGGACUUUCUUUAUUGUUUUGGAUCUGGAGUCAAUUGUGAACCCCAGCACCAUGGAAACACUACACAUGAUCUUAAGCUAGACAACUUUCUGGUGUUUGGCGUUGAUGGGGGCCACUGGAUAAAAAUGGAUUUAAAUACAUACAGCUACACUUACACAACCAUGGAUUACACAGUGAUCUGUGAGGCUAUUGCUUUUGAUCCUAUGGCUCAGACUUUUUACUUUAGUGACUGGGAAUGGAGGCAGUCAUCUUCCAUGAUCAGAAGUGUGAGUAACUUAGGAACUACUUCUUCAUUGGUGGUGAGCUUAUUAAGAGGCAAUAUAACAGGAAUCUCUCUCGAUGUUAAAAGAGGUCUCCUUUUCUUUGCCGAUGCUGGGAAUAACACUAUCUGCUCAGUCCAUACAGAUGGUUCUAAUCUUCUAACUCUUUAUAAAGAUCUCCCUGACCUAAGAAGUAUAGCACUUGACACCAAUACCUUUGAAAUUUACUGGACAGCUUGGGGGUCACGCCCUGGAAUAUAUAAAGGACAGUAUCAAGGGGACACAUUGAUCAACACUGUAUUAGAUAUAGAUCUAAAGCGUCCUGACGGUCUUGCAUUGGAUUCUAUAGCCAAGAAAUUAUACUUCUAUGAUGCUGGCGCACACACUAUUGAAGUCAUCAACACUGCUGGAGCACCAAACAGAGUUGUCUUGUUCACAGACUAUAGCUCUCAGUUCACAGGUCUUACCAUCACGCCACAGUACAUUUUCUUCUCUGACUAUAACAAAGUAAAUAUCAUGCGUUUGAAUCGUGACGGAAGCAACCACAGACCUGUCGGAACCGGAGACUUUGCUAGAGUCAAAGGUCUUUAUGCUUACCAGAGUACAAGUCCCUAGUGCUACGUUUUACUUGUGAUUAAUAAUUAUCAAUUAAAACAUUGAAAGAUUAAUUGAAUAUUAAUUAAUUUUGAAACGAAACAUUGAUUGCAUGCAAAUAAACAAUUAAUCUUG